AUGAUCAACAACAGUACCAUGAUUGACGAGGAUUCAAAAUAUUUUUGUUUGAGUGGCGAUAUCCGCGUUUGUGGCGGGCCAAGCACCUGGCACGUUGUCGACUGGGAUCGGAGACGCGUAGUUUCGGUGACUAUGGAUGGUGAACAGGACGACGGCAGUCUUCUCAUUGAAUUUUACAGCCGUCUCAACCAUCAGAUAUCUUCCGAAACUUACAGGAUUUACGUAUCCGAAAGUGGAGAGAUUAUUUCUACACAUUUUGGCGCGAACGAUGACAUGAACUACUGCAUACACUAUCCAUCGGCGCAAAAGUAUGCAAAAGCGUCCUGGAAAGAAAUGAAUCUGUGGAUACGUCUUCCACGACACCCAAACAUCGUACCUUUUGACUGUGUCGUCAUUGAUGAGAUCGAGGGUGGCGUGGUUGGAAUCACCAGUGUCUAUGUGCCAGGGAAUAGUCUUGAGGAUAACAAGUCGCGCGUUUUCAAGCUCAAAUGGCUGCUGCAGCUUAUAGGGGUUGUAGACGAGUUGAACCUUGUAUGCGACAUCUCACACCAAGACAUUGCUCCGCGACACAUUGUCGUCAACGAAACAACAGACUGUAUCGUGCUCUUUAACUUCAACUUUACAACGCGCAUCAGUCAUCCACCCGAAGAAGGAGAGGCGUAUGUGGAAGCGAGGAACGAUGUCAAGGGAGUGUGUCCCAAGUAUGCCUCACGAAGACCAAACCUCGAUAGCCUGGCGUCGGAAUGGAUAAAACACCCGGAUGUGAUGCUUGACCAUCCAGUUGAAUCAUAUCAAAUUCUACUGAAAGAAUGGCAGAAGCGAAGGACAGGGCAUGUAUCUCCGCUCAAAGACGCAAGACACAUUAGCUGGCCAUCAAUGCCAAAACCGCCGCAGAAGUCCGUUUUGGUGAGAAAGGUGAAUGGGGAGUCAUUCAAUGUCAUGAUGGAUAACUUCUUUGAGAAACGACAGGAUGCGUGGGCUAGGGUUGAAGAGGUUGUACGCUGGGACCGGCCACCACAGAGAGGAUUAGAGAGUGGGACUCGUGUUCUCUGUACCGGCGAUAUAAUAGCCUGA
Molecule: messenger RNA, 1074 nt
Organism: Fusarium venenatum
Lineage: Eukaryota; Fungi; Ascomycota; Sordariomycetes; Hypocreales; Nectriaceae
Source: RefSeq, a predicted model, not a curated record